AUGGGCUUCAAGAACGUCAGUACUAUCAUCGAGGGACGGCUCUACCUAGGCAAUCUUGUUGCUGCUGCUUCUACUCGCGCUCAGACCGAACGUCGCAUCACACAUAUUCUCUCAGUCUGUCUCGAGUCCAUACCUGCUCAGGCCCCGCAGUCUGGCAUCGUACACAUGCGCAUCCCAGUGGAGGAUAAAAAUCACUCUGACUUACUCGUGUGGCUGCCUCACGCUUGCCGCUUUAUCGACGAUGCUCUGCGUUCCGGCGGCGUCAUUCUUGUUCAUGGAGUGCAUGGACUAUCGCGUGGCGCAACUGUCAUGGCCGCGUAUCUUAUGUGGUCGCGCCGCGUUACUCCCACCGAGGCGCUGGACAUUAUUCGGCGGCAACGCGAACAGAUAUGGCCGAACGCGGGAUUCCAAGAGCAAUUGGCUUUGUUUGAGAUGUGCCAGUACAUGCCGAGGAGCGUGGGCUGCGCUAAGCACUUGAUGACACCCUCUCCAUCAAAAAACACCUUUGUAUUGUUGAAGGGAUUACGACGUCGUCGUCACAUUUGA
Molecule: messenger RNA, 546 nt
Organism: Peniophora sp. CBMAI 1063
Lineage: Eukaryota; Fungi; Basidiomycota; Agaricomycetes; Russulales; Peniophoraceae
Source: the annotation of a GenBank genome assembly